CCCGGGCUAUUGUGCGCACGGGAGGGAGUGAGGGAGGGCAAUCCGUGCCAAACCGGGCCUAUUGGCUGGCCGCUGCCUGGGAAAGCGGUAUUAUCUUUUCAUGCUAAUAGACGAGGUCACUCGUGUUGUUCGGGCCAACGGGGACGGACGGACGGACGGCGGUGUCGUCCAAGUAGCUAUGCCCGGUGGACGGUAGCAUGGGAGUCGGCAGGAAGCUCGUGUCCGCUGCAUUUUGACUCACGCCCGCACCGAAGCCACCGAGUCGGUGAGCAGCGUCCGUCAUGGGGAAGGAGGUGAACGGCGUUUCCCGGAGCCGUUUUGAGAUGUUCACAAACAGCGACGAGGCAGUCAUCAAUAAGAAGCUACCUAAGGAGCUGUUGCUGCGAAUCUUCUCAUUUCUGGAUGUGGUGACGCUGUGUCGCUGUGCUCAAGUUUCACGAUCCUGGAAUGUCCUGGCGCUGGACGGCAGCAACUGGCAGCGGAUCGACCUCUUUAACUUCCAGCGGGACAUCGAGGGUCGGGUGGUGGAGAACAUCUCAAAGCGAUGCGGGGGCUUCCUGAGGAAGCUGAGCCUGCGGGGGUGCCUCGGCGUGGGCGACAGUGCCCUGAGGACGUUCUCUCAGAACUGCAGGAACAUUGAGCUGCUCAGUUUGAACGGCUGCACCAAGAUCACGGACAGCACCUGUAACAGCCUGAGCAAGUUCUGCCCAAAACUAAAGCACCUGGACCUCACCUCGUGUACCUCAAUCACCAACCUGUCACUCAAAGCUCUCAGUGAGGGCUGUCCACUGUUGGAGCAGCUCAACAUCUCCUGGUGUGAUCAGGUCACCAAAGACGGCAUCCAGGCUCUGGUUCGGUGCUGUCCUGGACUCAAGGGCCUUUUUCUCAAAGGCUGCACACAGCUGGAGGAUGAGGCACUGAAGCAUAUUGGGGCGCACUGUCCUGAGUUGGUCACGCUCAACCUGCAGACAUGCUCUCAGAUCACAGACGAAGGCCUCAUCACCAUCUGCCGGGGUUGUCACCGUCUUCAGUCGCUCUGCGUGUCGGGCUGCGCCAACAUAACAGACGCCAUCUUGCACGCGCUCGGACAGAACUGCCCACGCCUAAGAAUAUUAGAAGUGGCUCGCUGCUCUCAACUUACAGACGUGGGCUUCAUAACAUUAGCGAGGAAUUGUCACGAGCUUGAGAAGAUGGAUUUAGAAGAAUGUGUCCAGAUCACAGAUGGAACACUUACACAGCUGUCAAUAUACUGCCCUCGCUUGCAAGUUCUGAGUCUCUCCCACUGCGAGCUCAUCACCGAUGACGGCAUCCGGCACCUGGGCAGCGGGCCUUGCGCUCACGACCGGCUGGAGGUGAUCGAGCUGGACAACUGCCCCCUGAUCACGGACGCCUCGCUGGAACACCUGAAGAGCUGCCACAGCCUGGACCGCAUCGAGCUCUACGACUGCCAGCAGAUCACUCGCGCCGGCAUCAAGAGGCUCCGGACCCACCUGCCUAACAUCAAAGUGCACGCCUACUUCGCCCCCGUGACUCCGCCCCCUUCGGUGGGGGGCAGCCGCCAGAGGUUUUGCCGCUGCUGCGUCCUGCUAUGAUGUAAAAGACGUCCGCCGCCUUCCUUCUUUCACGUGUCACUGGUGUUACACGUUUCCUAUUCCCUGACCCUGGGGGCUUAGCCCAAUCAAGCAGUACAUGGCCAUGUGUCCCCUGACCCCCCCCCCCCCCC
Molecule: messenger RNA, 1723 nt
Organism: Nerophis ophidion (straightnose pipefish)
Lineage: Eukaryota; Metazoa; Chordata; Actinopteri; Syngnathiformes; Syngnathidae
Gene: fbxl20
Product: F-box and leucine-rich repeat protein 20
Exons: 15
Coding region: 282-1592 (436 amino acids)
Biological process (GO): SCF-dependent proteasomal ubiquitin-dependent protein catabolic process
Cellular component (GO): SCF ubiquitin ligase complex
Molecular function (GO): protein binding
Source: RefSeq, a predicted model, not a curated record